CAGUCUCGAAGGAUGGUUCCGCCAGAGCGAUAAUUGGCCGAUCAGGUUGUGUGACUACCUCGGCGACUUUCAAAUGAUGGGAGGCAAUGCGUGAUGGCCGACACAAAUACACCCCGGCAGGAUCGACACCAGGAACUUUCACAAAGCAAACGCCUUUGCUACUGUAACUGCACGGGCGACGGAUAUUGGAAUUACCGUGACAUCGUCGGCUAAUCCAGCAUUGAUCCCCUCUAAGAUGAAUUGACUUACGAAAGAUUCUUCGAGCCCACAGCUAUUCUACGUAUAGAAACCCCCUUUUUUCUCCUCCCUAGCAAAAAACCAAAAGAAAAGCCGAAGAGUAGCCAGAGAGGAGGAAAAACGAGGAGAGAACACGAACCAAACAGAAUCACCCCACCCUAGCACUUCAAACAUUGAUCACAGGUAUCCCGCAGUCAUCGUAUACAACCGGUGCCCACCAGCGUCGAGACCCAGUCAGCCUUUGAUGACUAGUACUUGAGCAGCUCUUACCCAGAUGAGCUUCUCAUUGGCUUUAGACCCAUCGCGCAAAUUCAAUACCUCCCCGCAGCAACUCCAGACCAUGAGUUCCCGAGACGGCUUCUUAGCCCCAGCUCCCCCAGAAUGGGGCUGCCUCGGUGACUAGCUAUACGAGUUUCGGCUUUGAGUCGAGGCACCAGGAGAUAUCGAACCAAAACACUGAUAUAACACCACCCCGGCCUUGUUCAAGCACGCGCUUUUUUCCUGAUCAAGGUCCGUAAGUUCGAAAGACAACAGUGCAAUCUAGGCAAGAGGACAACAGAACUGACUCUCCUUGGACCAAGUUGCACCGCUACCAUGGCCGAUUCGGGUCUUCGACACCGUGGUCACCACGACCACAAUUCUGCCGAGCUUACUGAACUUCAACGCCUCGAACUCGAGCACGCUCAACGAGAUACCGGCGCUCUUGAAGAUCUCCAGAACUCGGAUGCCCUCGUCACCGAUCAAUCCGAGUUCACUGGACGGUAUUACUUCCGAAUGGCAACAGCAUGUUUCUCUAUCAGUAUGGGUACUACUGGUUCAUACUUCGGCUUCACCUGCCCGGCAUCUCUGCUGACCUACAUCAAUGAGGAUAUUGGACCCAGCAACAACGCUAGCUUGGUCUCCAUCAUCUGGACUGCUGCUUGUGCCAUUUCGAUUAUUCUUUUCGGUCGAUUGUCUGAUAAGUUCGGCCGAAGAUGGUUUGUCGUUGGAGCUUCAUUCAUGGGUGUUAUCGGAGGUAUCAUUGCCUCUCGGGCUCAGAACAUGGAUACACUCGUCGGCGCAAAUGUCUUGAUCGGUCUCUCUGGUGGUGUCCACACCUGUUAUGGUCUGACCAUGGGUGAACUCGUCCCCAACCGCUACAAGACAGCAGCCUUUUCCGCGGUCGUGGUUCUGUGUUUCGUUGGUAUCUCCUUUGCGCCAAUCAUUGGCUUCAGGCUCAUUAAGCUUGGUCCAGGAUGGAGAUUCAUCUACUAUAUCUACAUCAUCUUCAUGGCUAUCGCGACCACCUCGCAAUUCUUCUUCUACAAGCCGCCGUCAUUUAAGCAGCUUCACGGUGGAAAGCGAACCAUCAUGCAAGAAGUCAAGCGUAUUGACUUCGUCGGAUUGUUCCUUCUGACCGCCGGAAUCGUGCUCUUCAUCCUCGGUAUCUCGUGGGGUGGUCAACCCGUUCCAUGGAAGUCGGCACAGAUUCUCUGCCUUCUUAUCAUCGGCUUUGUGCUCUGUGUGCUGUUUGUUCUUUGGGAGAUCUACUCCAACGUGCCGAAUCCUCUCAUGCCUAUGUAUUUCUUCAAAGAUAUCAAAGGAUUUACCUGCUUGGCAAUUAUCGAUGCGAUUUCCGGAGCUGGAUAUGUUGCGCCUUCCGUCAUCUGGCCUAUGCAGGUCGCCAAUAUCUACGCUGCUGGUUCCAAUCCUGUCGGCUGGGAAGAACAGGCAUGGUUGACCUCAGCCGUGACAUUCGCCAUCGUCGGAGGUAUCGUGUUCUGGGGAGCUGUUCUGCCAAUCAUCAAGCAUGUCAAGAAACAAAUGAUCCUGAUGGCAUUGAUGGUGCUCGCCUUCUCCGGAGGUCUCAUUGCCUCGAGCAGAGACAACAAAGGUCGAAAUGCGGCAUUUGCCUUCCUGUCAAUGUUUGCCGAUGGUAUGCUCGAGAUCACACCACUGUCAUUGGUGCAAAUUUCUGCCAACGAUGCCGAUCUAGGCACGGUCUUCGGUAAGUACUUGUUCGCCAACAUGCCUAGUAAGAACUUUGUGCUAGCAUGAAAAUUCAGGAAUCAUCUGUCUCUUCAGAACUGUCAAUGGCUCGAUCUUCACUGCCAUCUACCUAGCCAUCUUCCAAAACACACUCCCCAAGGAAAUCGCCAAGCUUGUCCCCAGCGCCGUCGAGGCCGCUGGACUUCCCUCCUCAUCUCUUGGUGAACUAAUGACGGCUGUCGGUGUGGGUACCGCCGAUGCUUUGAACGCAGUUCCUGGCAUGACCGGCGGCAUCCUAAAUGCCACUCUCGAUGCUCUUGUCGAUGCAAAGACUGCUUCCUUCUCCUACAUGUACUAUGCCACCAUCCCAGUCAAUGUCAUUAUGUUGGGUGCAGUUCUUUUGAUGAAGGACUACGACAAGCUUCUUACUACUCACGUCCCUCGACAAGUCUACGCCAAUGGUGAAGGUGUUGAGCACCACGAGAAGGUCGGCGACGUUGAGGGAAGCCGCGCACACCCAAGCUCCGAGAAGGGACAGAACCUUGAGAUUGAAGCUGCUGGGGCUGGCAGUAACUCCGACCGCGAAGAUGUCCGCUAAACAGACAUUUCGCGAGCUUUUUCUAAGGUCCUUCCUUAAUACUCAGGCCUGAAGUGGUGAUGGGAUGGAUGUAUGCACUUUAUAGUGUCAUGAGCACCUCAAGGCCGUGGAAGACGUGUAUUUAGCUACCGAGGAGACAAGUGUUGUCGCAUGUAUAUACCUAUUCAAAUAGGCGCAG
Exophiala oligosperma is the source of this 2981-nucleotide messenger RNA. RefSeq lists its product as uncharacterized. Gene Ontology annotation, molecular function: transmembrane transporter activity. The record is from RefSeq and is a predicted model, not a curated record. The transcript is spliced from 6 exons. Bases 832 to 2274 code for a protein of 480 amino acids. Gene Ontology annotation, biological process: transmembrane transport. Lineage: Eukaryota; Fungi; Ascomycota; Eurotiomycetes; Chaetothyriales; Herpotrichiellaceae.